Macrosteles quadrilineatus (aster leafhopper) is the source of this 1945-nucleotide messenger RNA. RefSeq names its product small G protein signaling modulator 1-like. Gene Ontology annotation, molecular function: GTPase activator activity. Bases 173 to 1945 code for a protein of 590 amino acids. The record is from RefSeq and is a predicted model, not a curated record. NCBI's taxonomy places the organism in Eukaryota, Metazoa, Arthropoda, Insecta, Hemiptera, Cicadellidae. The transcript is spliced from 15 exons.
AGACACACAAUAUAGUCUAUUCUAUUCAUUGCCAUAAGUCACAGAUGUCAAACAUUGCAAUGACAAAUAUUUUAUUUUUAAUAGGCUAAUUAAUUGUGCAGCAGAGGGUUGCACUGUCUGCGUAAUUUGUUCUUAGUUUUUAUUAUCUGUGCUCUUCUUAGUCCUCAUAUCGAUGGACAUGUCUUCAGCUGACAAGAAACAUAAAGAUAAGCUGAUCGAACAUGUCACUAAAGAGGUUAAACAGAUUAUGGAAGAGGCCGUUACGCGGAAAUUUGUUCACGAAGACAGUAGCAAAGUCACAUCAUUGUGUGGAGCUGUAGAAGCCUGCCUCUCACAAGGCCUUAGGCGUCGAGCUCUUGGUUUGUUUAAAACCAGCUCUACCACCGCUCUUCUGCACAAGAUUGCAAAAAGUUUUGAACCUGCUGAUCUAAUUUCAAAGAAAGUCCGAGAUAUUGAAAAUGCUGACCCCAACAGGAGGUCAUCAUCUAGUGGUGACAGUAUGAACAGGAUUCCUACGGCUUGUAUACUAACCAGUAGUGCCAGCUUUACCAAACCUCCACUGCAGAAGAAGAACUCGUCCGGAAGUGGACUGACUGCUGCUCCUCAGACGCCCAAGUAUCUCUGGAUACGUCUGGCGCUGUUUGAAAAAGUUCUUGCCAAAAUUAUUGACUACUUGGUCCAAAAUAGCAGUAAAUACUACGAGAAAGAUUCAUUGGUAGCUGAUGCAGAAUAUGGGUCAAUACUUAGCUCUCUUUUAGUGGGCCCGUGUGCGCUAGACUACUCCAAAACGAAGACUCAGGAUCACUUCUGGACAGACCCUCCAGCUGAUGAGCUGGUCCAGAGACACCGGAUCUCCAGCGGGGUUCUGUCACCCUUUACAUGUCCCCGACCUGUACUCAAUUAUCGAAGAAGUUUACAAGCAGUAAGUUCAGAAGAGGGAAGGCAAACCCCAACUUGUGCCAAGGAUUAUGUAGAGUCUUUACAUCAGAAUAGCAAAGCUACUCUGCUAUAUGGGAAAAACAACGUUCUAGUAAUACCUAAAGAUCUUACAGAACCAAUGCCAGGAUAUCUUUCUCUUCACCAGACAGCUCAUUCUCUAACCAUUAAAUGGACACCUAACCAACUAAUGAAUGGGUACCCAGAUGCCGAAAAACAGGACAAUAAAAGAGAAGAAAGACGAUUCAGCUUACCUGCCGUCCAAAAUUACAACCCACCACGGUCCCCCAAAGCUCUUCAGUUUCGACGGUCUAGCACAAAAACACAAAUGGUUAUGUACUGGGAUUGCGCUUUGAACGUUAGAGUCAAUGAAAUUGUUUACGUUCACUGUCACCAACAAGGUGAUAACGGGGGCACAAUAGUGUUGGUGGGGCAAGAUGGAGUGCAGAGGCCUCCGAUACAUUUUCCUGGAGGGGGACACCUACUAGCUUUCCUAUCCUGCCUUGAAAAUGGACUUCUGCCCCAUGGUCAACUUGACCCCCCUCUCUGGUCUCAGAGGGGUAAAGGCAAAGUCUUUCCCAAGCUUAGACGAAAAGGAAGAGGACUUUCGAAUGACUCUAAUGAAGAAUCCACCGACUAUGUGUUCCAAAUCAUACAAAAAAAUAGACAUGAAGAUUAUUUGAUGGGAUCGAACCAGGAGUUGCUGGAUCCCCGCCAGUGGUUGUCUCAGCCUCGGACAGCCCCAGCUAGUCCAGCCCCACACACCAGACAUCAACUGCUCUCCUCUUCCACCAGUUCAACCUCCAGCUCAAAGUCCUUCUGUAACGGAGAGACAGACAUGACUCCCGUUUGUCUUCCACCAGCUCCACACUCGGCCCCCCCACUCUCAUCUGCUUACGCUGGGUUUCAACCACGUAAUUUGGCUAUGUACAUGUACACUAUGUACAGAAACUACCGACGUUUCGGCCACGUUGCAGUCAGCCAUCUUCAGGACGAGCCUGUGAACUAA